Elaeis guineensis (African oil palm) is the source of this 4133-nucleotide messenger RNA. RefSeq names its product lysine-specific demethylase JMJ703. Gene Ontology annotation, molecular function: histone H3K4me/H3K4me2/H3K4me3 demethylase activity. Lineage: Eukaryota; Viridiplantae; Streptophyta; Magnoliopsida; Arecales; Arecaceae. The record is from RefSeq and is a predicted model, not a curated record. Gene Ontology annotation, biological process: regulation of gene expression; chromatin remodeling. Gene Ontology annotation, cellular component: chromatin; nucleus.
GAAUCCAAACCGCUUUAGGCCAACAGAAGAUCUGUGGGCUUCUCAAGAGCAUUACUGAUGGGGACGGAAUGCCUAGGAGCUUGUCUCAAAGAUGACUCUGAUGGAAUGCCUUCAGUUCCUCCUGGCUUUGUGUCACUUACAUCGUUCACCUUGCAGAGAGUACAAGAAAAUGCUGUGGCCUCAGCAUUGGCUUCAAACUCAAUACAGGCUGCAGAGGAUACUGAGUCUGGCGUCAUUGAUGACAAAAAGUUCAGAAAAUCACUUCGGCAUAGACCAUGGGUAAACUACAGGCAGUUUGAUUAUAGCUCGGAAGAAGAGGAGUCUGACUCUGAGCUGUUAGAGCAAGAAAUCCAUUCAGUUCAUUGCCUUCCAAAAGGGGUUAUUCGGGGAUGUUCUGAAUGUCAGACCUGUCAAAAGGUCACAGCAAGAUGGCAUCCUGAUGAUGCCUGCAGGCCUGUCCUUGAUGAAGCUCCUGUAUUUUAUCCGAAUGAAGAGGAGUUCCAGGAUACUAUCAAAUAUAUUGCAAGUAUACGUCCAGUGGCGGAACCAUAUGGAAUCUGCCGCAUUGUACCUCCACCAUCAUGGGCUCCACCUUGCCCUCUUAAAGAAAAGGAUGUGUGGCAAAAUUCAAAAUUCAUGACUCGUAUCCAACAAGUGGAUAAGCUUCAAAAUCGUGAUUCAAUCAAAAAGACUUGCAGAAUUCGUAGUAUUAUGAAGAGGAAAAGGAGAAAGCUCUCGAGAAUGGAGGCAGAAUGCAGAAACAAUAUUGAGAAGCUAGUGGAACCUAAUAGACUUGGAUGCUGUAACAAUGCUGAGAGGUUUGGAUUCGAACCUGGUCCAGACUACACUCUGGAAUCAUUUCAGAAGUAUGCUGAUGAUUUCAAGCAACAAUAUUUUUGCAUAAGAGACAUGGAUGUAGAUGUAAGAUCAGCUCAAUUGGAACCAUCAGUGGAGAAUAUUGAAGGUGAAUAUUGGCGAAUUGUUGAGAAGCCAACUGAAGAGAUUGAGGUGCUCUAUGGUGCUGAUUUGGAGACGGGAGUUUUUGGCAGUGGUUUUCCUAAAGCAUCUUCACCACCGUCAAGUGCUGAUUUUGAGGAGCGUUAUGUGAAGUCAAGUUGGAACUUGAACAACUUCGCUAGGCUUCCAGGUUCUUUGCUUGCUUUUGAAAAUGGAGACAUUUCUGGUGUUCUAGUCCCAUGGUUGUAUAUAGGGAUGUGCUUUUCAUCAUUUUGUUGGCAUGUUGAAGAUCACCAUUUGUACUCAAUGAAUUAUUUACACUGGGGUGCUCCAAAAGUAUGGUAUGGAGUCCCGGGCAAAGAAGCCGUAAAGUUGGAAGUGACUAUGAAGAAGCAUUUAGCAGAUUUGUUUGAAGAACAGCCAGACUUGCUUCACAAUCUUGUUACUCAAUUUUCACCUUCCAUUUUAAAAUCAGAGGGUGUACCGGUCUACCGUUGUGUUCAGCAUUCAGGGGAAUUUGUUAUCACAUUUCCCCGAGCAUAUCAUUCCGGUUUUAACUGUGGCUUCAACUGUGCAGAGGCUGUAAAUGUUGCUCCCAUUGACUGGUUGCCUCAUGGGCAGAAUGCUGUGGAGCUUUAUUCCGAACAGAGGCGCAAGAUAUCAAUUUCCCACGACAAGUUGUUGCUAGGAGCUGCAAGGGAAGCUGUAAGGGCUCAGUGGAAUAUUUUAUUUCUGGGGAAAAAUACAUUGGAUAACUUAAGAUGGAAAGAAGCAUGUGGCCUGGAUGGGAUCUUAGCGAAGUCACUUAAGGCAAGGAUUGAAAUGGAGCAUACUAGAAGAGAAUAUCUUUCUUCUUCUCAGUCAAGGAAAAUGGAUGCAAAUUUUGAUUGUAACUGCGAAAGGGAGUGCAUUGUGUGCCAUUAUGAUCUACACCUCUCUGCUGCUGGUUGUCUAUGUUCUCCAGACAGAUUUGCAUGUCUGAGUCAUGCAAAGCAGCUUUGCUCAUGUGCUUGGAGCACUAGGUUUUUUCUCUUUCAUUAUGAGAUCAGUGAACUGAAUGUCCUUCUCGAUGCUCUUGGGGGCAAGUUGAGCGCGGUUCAUAGAUGGGGACUUUCAGAUCUUGGAUUGAGUUUAAGUUCUUAUGUUGCAAAAGAAAAAACACAAAGGCCCACUGCUAAAACAUAUUCAGAAAAUAUGGAUCAGAGGGAGAAGGGACAAGUAAAGCAAAGUAGUUCGAAUAGCAGGGGAAAAAGUUCUGAUUUAUCUCAAGAAGUCAUGGCAUCUUCACCUCAGCCAACCUUUGUAGCAGUAUCAAAAGCGAGAGAAAAGAUUAACACAGUUUAUUCAACAUGCAAAAUUGCUUAUCCCUCUUCCCUGCACCAAGAAACCAAAUCUGCAACCUUGUUUCAUACAAAAGAUUCGUAUCUACAAGGUACGUCUUCGUCUGAAGUAUAUCAGAGCUUUCAGUCUAAUAAAGGACUCAAAGGUUCAUAUUCAAGUGCACGUAGCAUUUCUGGUCAUGAAAAUUCUCAAGGGAGCAUGCUUAACAUUGGUACACUGCCAACUACCUCAAGUGAAAAAAACUCAGUGGUUUGCCCUGCCUUGGUGCCUGAGGGGAAGCACUUGAGCAACUCAGGUAAAUUGGUGUGCACUAUGGGAAAAAAUACAUUAGCUAAUGAUGGUGAUGUUAAAAAUCUAACUGGUGCUGGGUACGAAGGAGCAGGAACGCUGCUUUUGGAUAACAUAAAGAAACAGCCAGUUCUAGAAAGCUCAGAAAUUUUUGCUAGGCUGACAAACAGUGAUGGCAAGGUGAAUUUCUGCAGUUCUCAGAAGGAUCUAAUUCUUGUAACACCUGAAACAAAUGCAUCUGUAAUGAGUGAAAAGGAUGUCAGUUCAUUAUCCAUUGUGGGGAAGUCUGAUAGUAUGCCAAACCCAGUAUAUCUAUGGGGCAGAGAUGGGAAAACACAAAGUUCCAGUUUACAAAACCAGCAAUUUGUUAGGUCCGAUCCUCAAAACACUGCUCACAGUAAGAACUCAGUUGCUGUAUCAAAUGCAAGGCAAAACUUAGAAUUUUUUAUUGCUAAAGAAAAGCAUGAGUUUGUUACUACAAAUAUCAGAAGUUAUCUUCAGCAGUCUGGAAGUAUAAAAACAGAAGGUGGAAUAAAGGGCGACAAAGGUGGACCAGAUUUUGUUCAUAACCUCAUAAAUAAAACAGAUUCUAUCACAGCAAGCUCAUCUUUCCCUACAAAUAGCAUAGAUAGAUCCAACUGUCCACAGAAGGGGCCUCGCUUGGCCAAGGUGGUGCGGAGAAUGAAUUUGAGUGUUGAACCCUUGGAGUAUGGUGUUGUCUUGUCAGGAAAGUUAUGGUCUACAGGCAAGGCCAUCUUCCCUAAAGGAUUUAGAAGUCGAGUUAGGUACUUCAGUGUACUAGACCCAACUCAAAUGUGUAACUACAUGUCUGAAAUUUUGGAUGCUGGUCUGCUUGGACCUCUAUUUAUGGUUUCAGUAGAGCAAUCUCCAAGUGAGGUAUUCUUUCAUGUUUCUGCCACAAAGUGCUGGGAUAUGGUUAGGGAACGGGUGAAUCAGGAAAUAAGGAGACAGCACAACCUGGGAAUAGUUAACCUUCCUCCACUACAGCCUCCAGGAUCCCUUGAUGGGCUUGAUAUGUUUGGUUUGACCUCACCAAAGAUCAUUCAGGCCAUUGAGGCAAUCGAUCGGAAUCAUGUUUGCUCAGAGUACUGGAGAUGUAGGCCUGAAGCUCCUACUCCUGCUGCAUCAAUCGUGGAUCAAAGACCAAGUGCUAAGGAGGUCGGAACUGAUGUAGCACUCAGACGCCUGCUUAAAAAGGCCAAUCCAGAGGAGUUGCAGAUCUUGCAUAGCAUCCUAAGUAACGACCAUCAGAAUUCGAAGCAGGACAUCAUUGAAAUUCUCGAUGAAGAAAUUGAGAGCUGCUCAAGGUCGAUGUAGUCCAAUCUGUCAUUAGUUUUGUUGCAUUUCCGCCUAUUUUGUAGAGGUAAUACGGCACCUUUUCUUUUUAGGGUUUUGAACUGAUGUACAGACAUUCUUUUUUGCACGACGUGGGUGCAAGUACAGAAAAAGUAUCUGAUAAGCUGCAGAAAUUGUAUCUAUGAACCUCAAAAAUUGUUUUAAAUAAAUAUUUUUUUCCUCUAUGCAUA